This is a messenger RNA of Populus nigra (black poplar), 790 nucleotides long. Its product is annotated as pathogenesis-related protein PR-1-like. The coding region runs from base 40 to 546 and encodes 168 amino acids. The record is from RefSeq and is a predicted model, not a curated record. Gene Ontology annotation, cellular component: extracellular region. Lineage: Eukaryota; Viridiplantae; Streptophyta; Magnoliopsida; Malpighiales; Salicaceae. The transcript has a single exon.
UCCCAGAAUGAAUGAAAGGCUCAAUAUAUUAUUCUGCAAAUGCAUACUCGUUAUGCUACCAUCUCCAUUUUUAUCCUUCUCAUUUCCAGCACACAUGCUGUCUUCACAAGACGACCGCACCCUUACCUCAGUGCGGCAAACCAAUUCAUGGCUCCUCAAAAUGCUGCCCGUGCCUCUUUGAGGAUUCGGCCAUUAGUGUGGGAUGCAAAUUUGGCACGUUACGCGCAAUCGUAUUGCAAUCAAAGGCGCUACGACUGUGAUUUAAAGCAUUCUAACGGACCAUACGGUGAGAACAUCUUCUGGGGCAGUGGCAGUGGCUGGACUCCAGCUCAGGCCGCCGCCGCAUGGGUCUCGGAGCGUAAAUGGUAUAAUUAUUGGUCUAAUUCUUGUGCCGAGGAUCAAGAAUGUGGACAUUAUACUCAAAUUGUUUGGAACAGCACAGAAAGAAUUGGGUGUGCUAGGGUGGAUUGUUUUCGUGGAAGGGGAGUUUUCAUGUCUUGCAACUAUGAUCCUCCUGGGAAUUAUAUUGGAGAAAAGCCUUAUUGAAUGUGUAUCUUGAAAUUUUGCCUAGUUUUUAUUUAUUUUAUUUCUAUUUUUUUGUGGAAACCUCGUAUGAUUAUUACAUUCUAUCAUAUGGGUGAUUGAUGUGUUCUCCUUGACACAAUUUUCACCCUUCUUUAUUUUAUGUAUUUAUUGUAAAAUAAAUUUCAAUAUCACAUGAAAUAUAAUUAACGAUGUAAGAAAAAAAAAAGAUUUUUCAAUAUUAACGGUGUGGCUUCUCAUCCUUUCA